Messenger RNA from Phoenix dactylifera (date palm), 951 nucleotides. RefSeq lists its product as uncharacterized. The record is from RefSeq and is a predicted model, not a curated record. Lineage: Eukaryota; Viridiplantae; Streptophyta; Magnoliopsida; Arecales; Arecaceae.
AUGGCCACACAUAUCAUAAGAAGAUCCAUUCAUGCCUUCUUCCAGAGCUACCACUCCUUCGCCUCCAUCGCCACCCUUUUCGUCUUCCCGGUCUCGGCUUCCCUUCUUCUCUCCCAAGCACUCGUCACCUCUUCCUCUGUCAUCCUGCCGAGCAUCUCUUCUCGCCUCGAAUCAUUGUUCCAAGCUGCGGGCUUUCCUGCAACCCAAUUCUUUUCUCUUGUCCGACUCAAGAUCUCUCAAACUAUCUUCUCCUUCACCCUCACACUCCCCUUCACCGUCACCUUCCUACUCCUAGCCAAAGCAUCCAUCAUUGAAGUCAUUCGUGAAUUCCCCAGCCGCAGUCAUGCUCCUCCUCCAUUCUCUUCUUUCCUCCACCUCUAUCGCUCGCUCCUACCGACUCAUCUCUUCAACUCUCUUGUCAUCCUCUCAGCCAAUGCCACCAUAUUUUCCCUCUUAUUCCUUGUCUUCAAUGCUGUGGAUGUCAUUGGCUUCUCCUCGAGCAAUUCCCUCCUCUUCCUCUCUGCAGCUGCUGCUGUUCUCUAUUCGGUGAUCGUCGCCAAUGCAACAGUAAUCUGCAACCUGGCAAUUAUAGUGUCGGCAAUGGAGAAUAGCAGCGGCUGCCUCCCAGUCCUCAAGGCAUGCAUGCUCAUCAGAGGCAGGGUCAUGACUGCAUUAACCCUGGCCUUGCCUCCCAAUCUGGGGAUGGCUGCUAUCGAAGCUUUGUUUCACUACAGGGUUGUGAGGCCAUACCAUCUGUCAAAAUUCAGCCUGUCGGUUAUCUGGGAGGCCUUCUCAAUCACUUACAUGCAUUCCCUCGUCAUCAUUCUUGAGAUCAUCAUGAGCUGCGCAUUCUUCAGGAGCUGCAAGUUGGAGUGCCACACAAAUCUGGAGAAUAAAAGUUAUUACAAAACAGAAUUGGAACCAGAAGAGAAAGGUGCUCCACAAGUCUGA